AUGAACGAUAACCGCCUUCCACCAGAAUCAACGUUCUAUUUCACCGAUUCACUUUUAUUCGAUUCUGUGCCGAUUUUUGUGAACUGGCGAGCGGACUAUCCCGACAGGACUAAGGCUUUAACAAAGAUAAGUCAUCGGUGUGAUAUUGGACAACGAGCAUGCGGCUUAAAGUGUUGCUAUGGAGAAGCCGACAUAGUGCAGAAGGGUUUCCUUGAACUUGUAAAUGCCGGAAAUCUCACCGAAGAAAGCACUUAUACCUUCAAUGACGUCACCUACUCCUUGCAGCUGAUUGAUAACUCGUCCACGCCUAAGUGCACCUACUAUUUAUCGUAUUAUGACAAGCUGUUCCGCAAGGGAACAAUCGAUGGCAAGGAGGUAUCGACCAUCUAUUUUUCGUGUCCAGAAUCGUUCUCCUGCUGCGGACUGCGGUGCAUUGCUCCACCCGCAACUGCUUUGCUAAGGAAAACGAGGGAAACUAAUCUGCUAUCGUUCCAGUUUGACAGAGAUCGCCUGAAUGUCUUGUUGACAGCAGGAGCGGUUAUUUCACUAAUCGCAUUUGUCGGUAUCACUUUCAUUAAUUACCGCGGAGCCAGGUCUCGAAAUGACUCAAAAUUCAGACGUUGCGAAAUGGUUGACAUGCAGACGUCCACGUUUUCACUCCAUGACGAUAUCGAGAAUCUCCUAACUGACUCCUCGUAG
Messenger RNA from Ostertagia ostertagi, 699 nucleotides. Lineage: Eukaryota; Metazoa; Nematoda; Chromadorea; Rhabditida; Trichostrongylidae. The record is from the annotation of a GenBank genome assembly.